Molecule: messenger RNA, 704 nt
Organism: Hyaena hyaena (striped hyena)
Lineage: Eukaryota; Metazoa; Chordata; Mammalia; Carnivora; Hyaenidae
Gene: LAGE3
Product: L antigen family member 3
Cellular component (GO): EKC/KEOPS complex
Source: RefSeq, a predicted model, not a curated record
AUGGAGGCGGCAGGCGGCGGAGCAGGCGGUCCCGACGACGGCCGCGAGGGCCGGGAGGGCCCCGAGGGUCAGGUCGACUACCACGGCCUCGGCGGCGCGGGCGCGGAGGCCGCCGGCGCGGGCGCGGAGGCCGGCGUCCCCGGCGAAGCUCCGCGUGUCCCGCGGCCACUGCACGUCCCGGGGCCGGGCGGAGAUGCCACGUCCACGACCGGAAUGCAGGAAGCCCGAGUGUACAUCUUCGCGCUCUGCGUGCCUUUCAUGUCCCACUUGGAGGCGGAGAUCGCCUGUGCGUCCCUGGCGCCGGAUCGCGAACCUCACGGAAGCGUUGUGGACAAGAAGCUCACGGUGACCGCCAGCAUCCUGGCCGCCCGCUGGAGAGCUGAGGACCCGCGCCUCCUGCGACUUUCCAUCAUCAACUUCCUGGACCAGCUCUCCCUGGUGAUGCGGACCAUGCAGCGCUUCGGGCCCCGUUUCCCGCUAAGUCUGCGCUGGGGACAGGGGACGAAGAUCCAGCCUCGUGUCCCCUGCCUGGGCGGGCCGUCCUUCCUGGGGCAGGGAUUCCUGCAGUAGCUGCCACCUGAGGUUGGGGGCCUGCCUGAUCCUUUGUGGGUACUCGCCCUUGGGCGCUCAGGGCCCCCUUGUUUUGUUUGCCAUUGAAAUGUUCGUUACUGCAGAAAAUAAAACUGAGCUUUGUUUCCACGUUU